Messenger RNA from Panicum hallii, 2730 nucleotides. RefSeq names its product jacalin-related lectin 34-like. Lineage: Eukaryota; Viridiplantae; Streptophyta; Magnoliopsida; Poales; Poaceae. Gene Ontology annotation, molecular function: carbohydrate binding. The record is from RefSeq and is a predicted model, not a curated record.
AUGGUUGGAAAGACCCCUCCUAUCAAGGUUGGACCAUGGGGUAGGAGCAAAGGGAGUCCAUUUGACAUCACAAAGCCAUUCGAGCGUCUCGAAAGCGUGACGAUUCAGUUUGGCAGGGUCAUCAAUUCAUUUGGUUUCACCUAUGUUGAUGCCAUAGGCCAGAAGCACACAGUUGGCCCAGUUGACGGUGACGGCCGUGGGAAACUUACUACGGCAUCAGCAAUGGAACCUUGCAAGCAAGCUGCCAUGCUUGUUCUAUCUCGUCAGAGGAUUCGAACAAACUUAGAAACAUACGAGAUACAUGACACAGGGCUGAACGCCCAAGCGAAUACUAGUGUAGUGACUGAAUUUCCUUUUAGCGUCCCUCUGCCGGAGAACACUAGCAUCGUGGGAUUCUUUGGCCGUCAAGGGGACAAUCUCAAUGCCAUUGGCGUUUAUGUGAAGUCAUCAAGUUCCCUCGACACAGACACAACACAGGAAAGUUCAUUCUUAGGUGCUGCGGUCAAGAUUGGAGCAUCGGGUGGGGGUGGAGGGACGGAGUUUGAUGUCACAGAGCCACCCAUGCGCCUUGAAAGCAUGACCAUUCGCGCUGGCGACUCUGUUGAUUCAGUUGGAUUUUCCUACGUUGAUGAAACAGGCCACAAGCACACUGUAGGCCCAUUUGGCGGUACCGGCGGGCAACUUGCAACGAUAAAGCUUGCACCGGUGGAGUAUGUGCGGAGACUUUCCGGAACAAUUGGUCAGGCUUUUGGCUCUGAAGCAAGGAUGCUUGUGGCGUCGCUACAGAUUAGAACAAACAUCAGCGACGAUCAGUUCAGCAUCCCGUUGCCGGAGAACGUCAGCGUCGUGGGGUUCGGACGCGCAGGGAAUCUUCUUGACGCCAUUGGUGUUUACAUAGCUUACAAAUCCCCCAACUUCCCCAUCGCUCAUCAUGCAACUGAAGAAACCUCAGGUUACAAAGAUGAAGAAACCUCAAAGAACACAACCGCUACUACUUCCCAACCACCACUCACCAUCAUCACUGGACAGACCUUUCCCAUCAAGAUUGGGACGUGGGGUUCGUCGAAGAAAUCUUCGUUCUUGGGAGAGAAGUUUGGAAUCUUGGGGUGGAGGCCCGAGCCCGACGGAAUCCAGCUUGAACCAUCAGAGUAUGUGAAGCAUUUCUCUGGAACAACUGGUACCUAUGUCGGAUCACCGGUUGUGGCGUCCCUAACGAUUGAAACCAACUUACGGGUGUACGGGCCGUAUGGGAAAGAUCAGAACAAGCUUUUCAGCGUUCCCCUCCCUGAGACCGCCAGCGUUGUGGGCUUCUUUGGAAGUGCUGACAGCCAUCUUGAUGCGAUUGGCGUUUACACUGCAGAGACCCUUCCCAUCAAGGUUGGACCAUGGGGUGGGAGCAGAGGGGAUCCAUUUGGCAUCACAAAGGAACCUAAGCGUCUCGAGAGUGUCACGGCUCGGGUCGGCGCAUUCGUCAGUUCAUUUGGCUUCAGCUAUGUUGAUCUGGCAGGCCUGAAGCACACUGUUGGCCCGGCUGGCGGUAACGCUGGGAAGCUUAUUACGAUCCAGUUUGAACCAACGGAGUAUGUGAAGGAAUUCUCUGGAUCCGUCGGUCUCACACAAGGAGCAUGUGUUGUGACAUACCUCAGGAUUGAAACGAACCUGAAAGCAUAUGAGCUGUACGACGAAGGGACGGACCUGUUUCCAUCUCUGCCAGGUUUCGGCGUCCCCAUGCCGGAGAAGGAAGUUCCCUUCAGCAUCCCUGUGCCAGAGAACACCAGCAUUGUGGGGUUCUUCGGCCGUGCAGGGGGCGAUCAUCUUGACGCCAUUGGCGUCUACGCUGUUCCCAUCAAGAUUGGAGCAUGGGGUGGGGACGGUCACGGAGGGACAGAGUUUGAUGUCACGGAGCCACCCAAGCGCCUUGAAAGCAUGACUGUUCGUGCUGGCAACUCUGUCGAUUCGAUCGGAUUCUCCUACGCUGAUGAAGAAGGCCAGAAGCACGGUGUAGGUCCAUUUGGAGGUACCGGUGGGCAACUUACAACGAUCGAGUUUGCACCAGCGGAGUAUGUGAAGAAACUUUCCGGAACAAUUGGUCGCUCUUCUACCUCCGGAGGAAUGUCAUUCGUGGCGUCGCUAGAGAUUGAAACGAACAUCAGAACGUAUGGGCCAUACGGGAAAGCGCACAACGACUACCCAUUCAGCAUCCCGUUACCAGAGGAUUUUAGCAUCGUGGGAUUCUUCGGGCGUGCAGGGAGGCUUCCUGAUGCCGUUGGUGUUUACAUAGGCUACUCCAGAUCCCCCUUCACUGACGCAACUGAAGAAACGUCUAGUGACAAAGAUGGAGAAACCUCAAAGGACGAAGCCACUGCUUCCCCAGAAUCACAAACCAUCACCGAUGAACAGACUUUUCCUAUCAAGAUUGUGAUGUGGGGUUCGGGUGAAGGGAUGGAGUUUGAUGUUGCAGAGCCACCUAAGCGCCUCGAUGGUGUGAUGAUUCGAGCUGGCGACAUCAUUGAUUCAUUUGGCUUUUCCUAUACUGAUCGAGCUGGUAAGAAGCACACUGUAGGCCCAUACGGUGGCAGCGGUGGGAGUCUUACCUCGAUCCAGCUUGAGCCAACAGAGUAUGUGAAGCAUUUCUCUGGAACAACUGGUACUUAUGUUGGAUCACCAGCUGUGGCGUCGCAGAAGAUUGAAACCAACUUACGGGUGUAUGGACCGCAUGGAAAGGAGUAG